AGGAGGCUACCGCGGCCGGCCGGGGCGACGGCGGCUCGGGCUGCUGCUCCUUUCCUUUCGCGGCGGGCUCCUCGGGCGGCGGGAGCUCAGCUUGGAGCGGCAGGUCGGGGUCGAGGGGAGCCGGCGGCGGCGGCGGCAGCGGGGCCAGCUCGGCCCGGGGGAGCCCGAGCGAGGAGGAGCGACCGCGGCGGCGGGGGAGCCCCUGUGCCCGCACAGCGAUGGAGCGGAAGAGGUGGGAGUGCUCAGCUCUCCCCCAGGGCUGGAAAAGGGAAGAAGUGACCAGAAAGUCGGGUCUGUCAGCCGGCAAGAGUGAUGUCUAUUACUAUAGCCCGAGUGGGAAGAAGUUCCGAAGCAAGCCUCAGCUAGCCCGUUACCUGGGGAGCUCCAUGGACCUGAGCACUUUUGACUUUCGAACAGGGAAAAUGCUCAUGAGUAAGAUGAACAAGAAUCGGCAGAGGAUGCGCUAUGACUGUUCUAACCAAGCCAAAGGAAAACCAGAUUUAAAUACAGCACUCCCUGUCCGUCAGACAGCAUCCAUCUUCAAACAGCCUGUUACCAAGAUUACUAACCAUCCCAGUAAUAAAGUGAAGAGUGAUCCACAGAAGGCUGUGGACCAGCCUCGACAGCUUUUUUGGGAAAAGAAACUAAGUGGAUUGAAUGCCUUUGACAUUGCAGAAGAGCUUGUGAAAACAAUGGAUCUUCCUAAAGGUUUACAAGGGGUUGGCCCAGGUUGCACUGAUGAAACCCUCCUCUCUGCCAUUGCCAGCGCUCUGCACACAAGCACAAUGCCCAUCACUGGGCAGCUCUCAGCAGCUGUCGAGAAGAACCCUGGGGUGUGGCUUAAUACUUCCCAACCACUCUGCAAAGCAUUCAUGGUGACUGAUGAGGAUAUCAGGAAACAGGAAGAACUUGUACAGCAGGUGAGAAAGAGGCUGGAGGAGGCACUGAUGGCCGACAUGCUUGCUCAUGUGGAAGAGAUUGCCAGGGACGGGGAUGCCCCCGGAGAGAAGGGGGCUGCAGAAGAGGAGGAAGAAGAGGAAGAGGAGGAAGAGGAGCAGGACCAAGACCACGAGAUGGAGACUGUAUAGUCCAGGAACAUCCAGCCAAGAUUGCCGUGUAAAGCAGCAGCAGGGCCAGCACAACCAUUCCCAAAGCCAGACUGGCCAAGGACUAAACCGCAUCUACCAUACUUAGGAACCAGCUCCCUUGACCACUAGAGGAAAGAGUUGGGCAUCAGAGAGUAACUAUUUACUCUUUUGAAAGACACUUCCCCCUCUUUUCCCUUCCCACAUCAAAGGUGGGGAGGAGCUAAACGGGUUUAUGCUAGCCACACAAUCUCCCCUUCUUAUUUAGGGGUCACUAGUUCAGUAUGGUCAGUUUUCCCAGGCCUUUGGUACCUUUAACUUUUUGACCUAGGUUCGGCAUUUUCUCUUUCCUUCUGGGUCUUUUUUAAAGUAAGAGAGGUUCUUCUUCACUGCUUGGCCUCUCCCCAGUAUCCUGCUUGAUAAUACCCAACUCUUAAGAGAUCAUUUUUAUGUUUUGGACUGUUCCAUAUGUGAAUUCAGGUCAUUGAAUUUCAUGCCCAGACUGAUCUUGGGGAAGGUCAGGGAGUAAAAUAAGAGUGUGACACUCGGCCAACCUGCUUUUCCCAAACCCAGUGUCAGAAUUCCUUUAUGAAAUGUUCGGAACCGAAGCUAGUAUAAACUGGGAAGAUCUGCAGGAAUCCGAUUUACCUGUCAUGCUAAAUUUCUUCAAACUUACUCUAAUUCUGUAUUGUUCUUACGUUAUUCUGCAUUGAGGAACUCCGCUACCGACAGAGAUGCUCCCAGAGUAGCCUGUUCCCAGGGUCCUCAGCAUCCCGUAGGUGGGGUAGCAGAAGAGAGAAGUGGUCUAUGAAAUGUUCAGUGUGAUUACUCAAGUGAGGUUGGGGAAGUGUUUCCAAGCAAAACUGAAGAUCCAUCAGGGAGAAGAGAGGGCCUUGAUUCUGGUGCCAGGACUUCCGCCCCUGCAGGAGAGCAGAAGUGGAAGGAGUCGCCUUUAGUUUGUUUGCACGACUACACAGUACAUGAAACUGUGAUAGUCUCACCCUCAUUUUAAAAGAGUUCACCUUUCCAUAAUAAAUUGAUAAUAUCAACUAAAUCGAAUCCUUUUUUGAACAUUUUAACCUUUUGUAUUUGCUGUGCAUUGAAAUGAACUUUGGCCUUUGUUGAAGAGAAAUGAAAUGUAGUCAAACUGCCUUAAUGGAGUUCUGAAUUCUCAGUCGGAUAUGGGAAUCUAGAACUCUCACACCAUCUCUCUAUGCAGCUGCUUGAGAUUCAGACAUAGAAGUAAUCGUAGACACAGAUUCUCCCUCUCCUCCCUCUUCUAGCAUGAGUUGCUUAGGGGUAGGGGGAAUGACAGCCCCAAUAUCUUCUGGCACACACUUCUCACCUGUAAGCUCUGCCAUGAUCUUGUGGGCAGUUUAGAGGAGAAUAUUUAUUAGAAUUACAGAGCUGGAGAACUUAGAGACAGCCUUAUUGUUAAACAAGUGACAAAACAGAUGUUUGGUGAAGUGAUCUGGGAGGUGAAUGAGUGACUUGGCCAAGGUCACGCAGCCAUUUAGUACUGAGGUGCAAAAGCUGCCUCUGGCAUAAUGGGUUAGUGUGUCAUACCCCUUAAGAGCCAUGUAAUGUCUUUCCAUCUAACAACUUAAGAUUUUUUUUUUGGAAAGACAUUUUCCCUGUUUAGCUCUUGAGAAAGCCUUAGGCAUUUCCAGAAAGACAUAACUUGGGUGUCUAAAAACACUAAUAAUAAACUGCCUAAAAAAGGUCAUGUUGUUUCAAUCCCCUGCCCCAAUACCUCUCAGUUCUGUGCCUCUGAGUGCCUUGGGAAGAAGGGCACAUUAACAUUGGUUGACAACUACAAUGGCCACUACUGUGGGUGGGGGUAAAGAUGUUCUUCCGCGGGCUGAGUGAUUUCUUUUUCUGCUGGGACUUGACUGGCAAGAGAGAAGACUUGGAAAACAUCUGUCUUCUCUGUAGUCAGAUGACGCCCGCCACAAGACUCAAGUUCUCCCUGUCUUUGGAAAGUUUAAAUUGAAACCAGCAUUCUUCUGUCUUGGCAGCAUGAAUAUUUUUCUGCAGACCGUUUUGCUGCCCCCACGUCCUCUCCCAGUUCCUGACACAAAAAUUCAAAUGGUGAGAUCCACUCUGGAGGACAAUCUGAUGUGCCAGUUUCUGAAGUUCUGUCUGAGAAGGCACCAGAAGGACAAGAGCAGCAAGCCUUUUCCUUGCCUGGCCUCCUCUAACUUAAUCAUGGACAAGCGUGGAACUUGCUCUGGAUCUUCUGGGGUGGCGUUUUCAAGAUUUUUACUGAGCAUGUAGAUGCCUGCAAGACAAGCUCCCUCCCGAGGUCUACGUUCUUGGUACCACAGAUUGUAGACUGGACUGGACUGAGGAAGUUGUCAAAAAUUCGGUAAUUUAUCAUGAAAUGUAGAGGGCAGUGUUAAUCCAGAUUUGACUCUGCCCCCAUGUAGCCCUUUUCUGAUACUCUUCCUUCUCUUAUCUCUAGUUAAUAAUCUUUUGGGGUUUUUGCUAGUACAGAAAAAAAAGGCAAAUCUGGAUCAGUAUAGAGCGUAGUAUUUGUAAAAUGCCCGGGAUUCCUAGUUAUGCCCCUGCUUAUGCCAAUUUGCAAAAAAAAUGGGCAUUGGGAUGAGGCUGUCUUUUCAUCAUGAUGUUGUUAUUUGCUGUCUCUCCUGAGCCCUGUCCCCUUCCUUCACUCGUUUAUAAGUGAUUGUCCUCACUGGUCAGAUAAGCAAUGAGGGGUUUUGCAUGACCAGUGGGGCUUGGUGAUGAAGUGUUCACCACCCAGCGUCUAAGAUGCCCAUCUUACCGGGUGUGUUGGUGAAAUGUGUGUGUAUUGAGGAAGCUCAUGAAAACUACUUCUAGGGAUCAUAUGUAGUUCUUUGUUGUUGGAGGGUUUUCUAAUGUUCUUUCCCACCCUACAGAAGUUGCCAUCAGUGAACUCACUAGAAAAACCAAUAAUAAUCCCUGUUUCCUCACCCGCCCUCCUCAGACUUGGUAACUGUGGAGAAGAGGAGUUGACUUUAAGCAUCGUGGCGGGUGAAGGGGAAUUAGGUAAGGUUUGUCAUUUUAUUUUAUCAAAGCACAAUUGCCAAGCAGAGCCACCUGCUACCUGAACCUCGGGGUAGGAUGGUCAUUGGGCCAGUUUGCCUUGUAAAUGCUUUUUAUGUCAUUAGAGCGAUAACUUCCACAGGUGUCACACUUGUACUGUCGAUUGGACACUGAUGGCCUAGAAGUCCCCAGCUCGUCACAGGCUUCCUUCCUGAGAGAUGAGGCCAUCGAAAGGAAGAAUGGGUAGUGACAUGUGCCUCUAGACUGUCGCUAUGCCACAUCCAUUGUUUGGGGCUUUGUAUUUUUACAUAGGAAUUGUGUCUCGUUUCCUUCUGUGCCCUAUCUACUGACCUUUCCAGCUGGUUGGGGGCCAUUUCAGCAGAGGACAUGACUUCAAUUUUUUUGCAGGGGGAAACUUUGAAAUUGCCAUUUUGUUCCACCUCAUACCUACUAUUACUGCUAGUUGAAUUGACAACAGUGUUAUGGACUUUGAAAGCAGCAUGGCUGAGACAGCUGGGGGAUGGUAAGAGGACAUGGAAGCUGGAAGCCACCUGCUGAGCAAUCCCAGGGUGCUUCAGUGACCAUACAGUCCCCAUGUGGACAUGAAGUCAGGUUGAAGCUUUUCAUUCCCUUGUUUGGAAUUUGGAGAGUUUGGUGCUGAUAUGAAGAGGGUGAUUGUAAGCAUUUUCUCCCUUUAAUGUGUGUUUUUGUAACUAUAAACAUUUGAAUAAAUUACCCUUGUAUGGGAAGGUGA
Trichosurus vulpecula (common brushtail) is the source of this 4866-nucleotide messenger RNA. It is a transcript of the gene MBD3, whose product is annotated as methyl-CpG binding domain protein 3. NCBI's taxonomy places the organism in Eukaryota, Metazoa, Chordata, Mammalia, Diprotodontia, Phalangeridae. Gene Ontology annotation, molecular function: DNA binding. Bases 219 to 1088 code for a protein of 289 amino acids. The transcript has 7 exons. The record is from RefSeq and is a predicted model, not a curated record.